Molecule: messenger RNA, 300 nt
Organism: Alternaria burnsii
Lineage: Eukaryota; Fungi; Ascomycota; Dothideomycetes; Pleosporales; Pleosporaceae
Exons: 1
Coding region: 1-300 (99 amino acids)
Source: RefSeq, a predicted model, not a curated record
AUGCAUCAGGGUCACAUCCCAGAAGUGAACAUAGAUCGACUUACAUGUUUUGAUCGUCCGUUUCUGGAAAGCUGCUCUGCAUCAAAGAAGGAAUUCGAUACUGAUCGUCGUGGCGAUCGUCAUGCUUCAGCCCACGGCAUAUACAGCGACGUAGCUGUCAGACCGGUUCUUGGGACUCCUGCAAUCGGAUUGGUGCUGAUCGGCGCAAUCCUUCUCUCGGCACUCCUUGACAUGCAAGCUCUCAUCACUGUAUUGGUACCGGUGGAAAUAGCACAUGCAGUGAGAUGGCUGAGUAGCUAA